This is a messenger RNA of Nicotiana tabacum (common tobacco), 1834 nucleotides long. RefSeq names its product ubiquitin-like modifier-activating enzyme 5. Gene Ontology annotation, molecular function: UFM1 activating enzyme activity. NCBI's taxonomy places the organism in Eukaryota, Viridiplantae, Streptophyta, Magnoliopsida, Solanales, Solanaceae. Gene Ontology annotation, biological process: protein ufmylation. Gene Ontology annotation, cellular component: cytoplasm; cytosol. The record is from RefSeq and is a predicted model, not a curated record.
UCCUUUCCGAAGAAGGAUAGGAAAUUCGAUAUGAUCGAAUUGGGAUAUAUAUGACGUGACAUCCGUAACCGUGAGGACUGACAGUAGCUAUUGUCUUUGAGCAGGUUUAGCAGUUACGUUUAAAUUUGAUUAAGAUUACAAUAAUAUUCACAGAUUCGCUUACAAAAACAGCAAAGGCUACUCGUCAAAUCGGUGAAAAUCAUGGAGGUGGAGCUCAAAGAAUUGCUGAAUGAUCUCCAAUCUCUUAAGAAAUCGCUCUCAGAUCCUUCCCAUCUUGCUCUAAUCGACAAGAUGCAUUUGCAUGCUGAAAACAUCGCUACCCUUGAGAAUUCAGGACCUACUCGCCGGUCAAAAGUCAAGGACAUGAGUGCUGAGGUUGUUGACAGCAAUCCAUAUAGCAGGCUUAUGGCACUUCAGAGGAUGGGUAUUGUGGAGAAUUACGAAAGGAUACGAGAAUUCUCAGUUGCCAUAGUUGGCAUAGGUGGUGUUGGCAGUGUUGCUGCUGAGAUGCUAACAAGGUGUGGCAUAGGUCGUCUUUUGUUGUAUGAUUAUGACAAAGUGGAGUUAGCUAAUAUGAAUAGGCUAUUUUUUCGCCCAGAGCAGGUUGGUAUGACAAAGACAGAUGCUGCUGUACAAACUCUUUCAGAGAUAAAUCCUGAUGUUGUGCUUGAGAGCUACACGUUGAAUAUCACAACAGUGGAAGGUUUUGACACAUUUAUGUCAAGUCUUACAAAUAAGUCAUUCCGCCCAACUAAGAGUGGCAGUGGGAUUGACCUCGUUUUGAGCUGUGUAGAUAAUUAUGAAGCAAGAAUGGUAGUAAAUCAGGCCUGCAAUGAAUUAAACCAGACAUGGAUGGAAUCUGGUGUAUCUGAAGAUGCUGUCUCAGGUCACAUACAAUUGUUGAUUCCUGGUGAAAGUGCUUGCUUUGCAUGUGUACCUCCUCUGGUUGUAGCAUCUGGAAUCGAUGAACGGACCCUAAAGCGUGAAGGGGUUUGUGCUGCCUCUCUACCUACUACAAUGGGAGUGGUAGCUGGACUUUUAGUUCAAAACACAUUGAAAUACUUGUUGAAGUUUGGACAGGUGUCACCAUAUCUGGGGUACAAUGCCCUCAAAGAUUAUUUUCCAACGAUGGAGAUGAAGCCAAAUACACAAUGUUCAAAUGUUGCUUGUUUGGAACGGCAGAAGGAAUACAUUCUUGCAAAACCUAGCAGGGAUGCUGCUGCUAAAGUAAAGGCGGACAAGGAAGCAUUAUCAGCACCAGAAAACCCUGUUCAUGCAGAUAAUGAAUGGAACAUAAGCGUUGUUGAUGACAAUGAAGUGGAUGGUGCUGUCAGUAGACAUUCAGGUGUCCUUCCUGAAGGUAUUGUUCAUGAGCUGCCAGUAGCUGAUGAAUACACAAAACCAGCUAUUACAGAGAUUGUUGGUCCGGCGGAUGACCUUGAAGAACUCAGAAGGCAACUUGAGGCCCUUAACGCAGAUUAGAUUACUGAAAUAUAAAGAGACACAUGUUCUAAAUUGCAUGAUACUUGUGUAAAAUUUCCUUGCUUCAGAGACCAUUAAGCUUGAUAGUCUUGGGAUUUGGAGGCAUUUUUAAUGCUCUUAAUGCUGAUUGUUUAAAUGAAUGGACAGUGAGAGUUUGUUCCUAUUCAUGCGGCGGGAUUGAAGACAUGUAAAAGUCAAACUAGUCUUAUACUGCAACAACUUGCUGACAGAGAUGGGGUUACCGUUGUAUUACUAAAGAGGCUAAUCAAAUGUCGUUACCAUCUCGUUUCUUCCAAUUUAGAACCCCGGAAGGUGUUAAAUUAAUGAAGACAUAUUAAACAAUGUUCGAGUA